Molecule: messenger RNA, 3872 nt
Organism: Mytilus californianus (California mussel)
Lineage: Eukaryota; Metazoa; Mollusca; Bivalvia; Mytilida; Mytilidae
Exons: 19
Coding region: 86-2866 (926 amino acids)
Molecular function (GO): protein binding; RNA binding
Source: RefSeq, a predicted model, not a curated record
UUGAGUUGCCGCCAAAGUCAAGAUUUGUGACCAGUCAAAAUACUGAAAACAAGAAUGGUUUGGUUAUAAGCACAUAAGUUUAUACAUGGGUUCCAGUGGAAGUAAGAGCAAACCUGAACCAAAUUCAAGUAACAAUGCUGGCCCCGAGUCCACUCAUAAAGACAACAAAUCUGAAGGUUCCACAAGUUUGCCACCUCUGAAUCCACCACAGAGCACAGAGGAUAAAAAGAUGACCACUGCAACCAGUAGUGUAACAAAACUGUCUGAAGUUUCAAGCUCAACAAGUCAACAAAAUCAGAAUGAACAAAGUAAAAGCAAGGGAAGUAAUUCAUCAGAUUCUAAGGAGGAAACAAAGGGAGAUAAUUCUCAAACAGUAGUGGAAGAUGAUUUUAUUGAACCAGAGGACCAAAGGAAGUUUGAUGAAGCUGUGGGUUGUGCAUGUGUUCUUAUUAAACCGGAAAGUUUAAUGAAAAAAGUGACAAAAAAUAUAACAAAACUACAAAUGUUCAGAGCAUUGCCAGUGAAUUAUAAUUUUUAUGAUUUCCUAUCCAAGUUGUCAAAUUUACAGGAAAUUGACAUAUCUAAUAAUAACAUAGGACCACACUCAUUCAGGAGUAUCUGUUUAGCAAUGUGUAACAAUGCGACAGUGUCUAGUCUAAAUAUAGCAGAUAAUAUGGCUGAUACAGAUAGUGCUGAAUGUUUGGGUAAAAUGUUAACCCAGAAUAAGACAUUGGUGUACCUGAAUGUGUCAAGCAAUUCCCUUGGCAAAGAUUACUUCUCCAGAUGUGUGGGACCAGCGCUUAAAGUGAAUACAACACUCAAGACUCUAAGAGCCCAGAAUCUAGGAUCAUCAGACAUGAAGGUGUUUAUGGAAGGGUUGAUGGAAAAUACAGCAAUAACAGACAUUGAUCUUAGUAAUAACGCCUUGUCUGACAGGAUGAUUUUAGGCAAGGGAUUUGGGGAGAAAUUAAAGAAUCCUAGCUGUUUCCUGAAGAGUAUUUCCUUGGCUAACUGUGAGAUAAAUACAGCAGGGAUCGAUGCCUUUAUACAAGGCUAUGAAUCUAACACAACGUUAGAGGAGCUUAAUCUCAAUGGUAAUCAGUUUGAGUCAUUAAAGAGACUUGGAAAACUGGUAGUUUUGGCAAUGAAUUCAUCCACCAUGAGAAAUCUUAGCUUGGAUAUUGUCCGAGUAAAAGACAAAAAUAUAUCUACAACAGAUUUGAAAAUAGAUUUAAAAGAAGAUCACACAUCACAGCUACAGAUUAUCAGUCUUAAUGACUGUAGCCUGACUGACAACUUCUGGGCCUGUGUUGAAGAGGUUUUCCAAGGGAGAAAAACCCCCUUGUUUGACAUUAAUAUUGGUUCUAAUUCAGAUUUAUCACCAAAGUGUUUUGACUCAAUCCUAAAGCUAACAUCAGAUGGAGAAGGUAUCAGUACUUUAAGAAGAAUAAACUACAGUUUAAACAAUCAGUGCAAUGGUCUGUCAGAGAAGUUAGAAAAAUUUCAGGAUCUGCAGUAUGUCAACAUUAGACGAUGUAGGAUUAAAGAUCUCCAACAGAUGGCAGCUGUGUAUACAACAGGGAACCUGACUACACUGGUACUUGAUGGUAUCAAGCUGGCUUCUACUGAUACAUUGCAGGCUUUAAUGGGGAAUGUUGUUGGAUCUUCUUUAAGAACUCUAAGUUUUGGAGGAUGUUCCCUGUCUGCCUCUGACAUAGCUCCUUUGUGUCAGGCAAUAAAGAAAGGGUUCCAGCUACAUAUGUUGAAACUGUCAGCCAAUCGUUUAGAAGAUGAGGGUGUGAUUGACUUGUCUCAAGCUGUUGUUAGCUGUAAGACACACACUUUAGCGGUCUUAGAUUUAUCAAGCAACACAUUUACAGACACUGGUGCUUUAAGUUUGUCAAAGAUCUUUUCCACAAAAAGUCACAAAUCUCAGUUACAUAGUCUCAAUGUCAGUUCAAACAAUAUUGGUAAAGAAGGACUUAUGAGCUUGGUAGCAAUGGUUGGUGGGAAGUCUCCGUUACGUUCUCUUCAUGCACAAAAUCAAACAGAAGGUUUGAAAGAGUCGGAAAUGACAGAAUUAUUUACCAAACUUGCAUCAGUAUUAGGAUUUAAUAUAAAGAAAAUAGGAGCCAGUACUUCUGAUCUACCAAAUUUACCUGAAGGAUUACUGGUCAACUUAUCAUGGAUGGGAGGAAAUCCAGGAGAGACAGGAGCCAUGCUUGACAGUCUAAGAAUACUUACAGAUUAUCCUAAUGAUAAAAUACCAACCAUGACUUUUGGACAUAUACAAGAACUAUGUGCUUGGUUAAAACAUACAGGAAAUAAUGUAUGUGUUUGGUCAAGUGAAGAGUGGGGACUGAUAACAGGGUCAGGUCGACCUACUACAGAUGCACCAUCAUGGCUGCAGCUUGAAGCAAAGAGAUCAAAAGCUUUGUAUCUAAGUAACUUGCCUGGUAACACAACACAGCAGAAAAUGGAUGCUAUGUUUGAAAUGGAUGCUGAUUGUAAUUUGGAUGAAGUUUGUCUGAUGAAGGACCCUGUAACUAGGAGUAUAAAUGGUACAGGUUGGGUUACAAUGGUGGAUGAUCAGUCUGUACAGAAAGCUUUAAACUUUUUUCAUUCUGGAGAGGCAAAAGUAUUUGGUCAGCCUUUCAAGAUCUCUAAAAUUAACAUUAAAGUAGAUGAUGAAGCAAACUCAUUAGCAGAAGCUCAGGCAAAAGAGGACUUUGAGUUGAGACAGAAACAAAAACAACAAGAGGCUAAAGAAUACAGAUCUAUGAUUCAAAGAACCACUGAAGAAUCCUGGAAACGUCAUGCCUAUAGACUAGCUCAUCCUGCUUACGCUGAUGGAAGAAUAUGGUGACAACCUGCAAUGAUGCAUACUUUAUAUACUAAUAAAUUAAAACAUAUCUAAAAUAUGUAAUCUUCUACAGUUGUGAACAUUCACGGUCCUACUUCUUGUUGAUACUUACAUUACAGGUCAUACUAAUUUUGCCCUUUCAACCAAUCAAUGGUUGAGUGAGUAACACUUUUAUACGUCUCCUGUGCCCACUCUUUUAAGUGGACAUGAUAUUUCUUUUUUUUAUGCCCUUACUGCAGCCGUGGGUCCGUCACCAAAUUGUUUUCUGUUUUCUAACUUGAGAUUGCCUCAACCAAAUGUCAUGCAACUUAUGUACAAUGCUUAUGUUUUGAUCAAGAUUGAAUUAAAGUUUCACCUGCUCAAACAAUUGAUUGGUUGAAAUGACAAAAUUCCUGUGUCACCACUUAUACUGUUCUAGAGUUAUGCCACUUUACAAAUUGGAAAAUUGCUGUAUUCAUUUCUGUUCUGUAACUUAGGUUUGCCUCAACCAAAUGGUAUGAUACACAAUGCUUAAUAUUACCACUAAACCCAGAUCAGUUUGGAAUUUGGGUGUUGUCACUUUUACAGUUCUUAAGUUAUGUCCCUUUAUAAUGUUAUAAUCAAGUGGGGUCAUCAUCUGUGGCCAAUGGACAUAUUCUCUAAUUUUUCUUAAUAAUAAGACUUUAUUAUUCGUUACCUUGCAAAAGUACGAAGUUUUAAGCUAUUGUAUUAAUUGUUUUGACUGGAUCUUAUGUUCAGUUUGAGUGGACAAAGGAAAAACCAUCUGAAUUGUAUAUUGAAUUAUAGUCAUUUCGUACCUUAACCAUUUCGUACCCUGACCAUUUUGUACCUUGACCAUUUCCUACCUCAUGGAAUUUUAACAUGUAUAUCAUUUUGUACCUCAUGGAAAAUUUAUAUGUAUACCAUUUUGUACCUAAUGAAAGUUUAUAUGUUUGCCAUUUCGUACCUAAUGAAAGUUUAUAUGUAUGCCAUUUCGUACCUCAUGAAAGUUUAUAUGUAUGCCAUUUCG